GGAUGGUAUCGAAAAAAUUCAUUCGAUUUUGGGACGACCCAAUAUUAUGACCACGGGGACCAUGACCAUUGAAUCCUUCCGGGAUCAUAAUUUUCUGACAACCGAACAGCAUGAAACCCACCCAAGCAGCCCAUCUUGCCUCUCUACGACUAGAUCCACCCUGCGUCGUGUAGUCAUGCUUAACAGCAUUUUGACAGAAGACUCCUCCAUACUCGCAAAGAAACUUCUAAAGGUUGGUAAUUUUCUUCCUGCUCUGCUUCUAUUCAAACCAGUGUAUUUGUGCAGCACUUGAUACCAUGUGGUUUCAUGGGUAUUGUUAUGUCAACCCACAGCGAGGAAGACAGAUCGAUGAUACUUUGUUGACCUGGCUAUCAGACUCCACGGGCUCUCCCCGCUUGUCACAGUGCACUGCGGCGAUCGUGAGACGCCGCAAAUGCCCACUUUUCGAAAUUCUUGGUCCCGUUAAUUGAAAUCACGGAAGUUUACAAAUGGUGUCUCACACAGGGCACUUUAAACCCAGCAUUAAAAAUGGUCACCCUAGUGUUUAGUUUCUUUAUCCAGUACGAGUUUCAUUGACCACGUGGUUUAGAGUUCUUUUGCGUUCACACUUUGGCCUUAAAUUGUCUCUUUUAACCAAACAAUCACACUUUUCUCUUGUAGUGAAUUUUUCGCUCUCUUACUUGGCCGCACAGCGUAUUUGUGACCGUCACUGAUUCAGUAUUGUUAAUCGAAUAGGAACCUGUU
Molecule: messenger RNA, 744 nt
Organism: Dicrocoelium dendriticum
Lineage: Eukaryota; Metazoa; Platyhelminthes; Trematoda; Plagiorchiida; Dicrocoeliidae
Source: the annotation of a GenBank genome assembly